AUGCUAUAUAUAACGCGGAAAAUAUUCUGCGUAGGAGCGUUGCUCGCGCUCCGGCUCUUCGAUAGACAGGGCCUUCAUGUCCAGGCGAGCAGUGAUUUCAACAUCGUCGACGUCCUCUCACUUAAUUGGUUGGAGGAAUUCACGGCUAGCAGGGAGAAAUCAACCGAUAUUGAAUUUGAGGCGUUCGAUGCCGAACCUAAAAAGGAAACCACAGAUGCCGAAAAGUCCAAGCGACAGACAGUUGUGUUAUUUGGAGGUGAUAUUUCCGCGUUCCUGCCACCAGGGUUUAGACGUCAGUACUGCUACUUCCUUAUUUUCUGUAUAUGCAUUUUUAUCUACGCAUUUCUAGGGAAGAGUCGAAAUGAUGGUAUUAUGCAACAUAUUCUAGAAUUACAAAAGCCGUUAUUGGAGGAGGCCUUCGCCUAUGUUGCUGACCAACCAAAAUGCUUCGAAAGAUUGAGAUGGCACAAAUACCGUACCUAUGCAUCGGGGCGUACGAGCUGCGUGUCAUUAACGAUGAACUUUGACCUUGUAAAGAGACAAUGUGUCUGGCAUGAAUUGUUAUUGACGCCCCUAUUAUCACUAGAGGAUGUCAUGACUGUUGAGGUCACCAUGCCCAAAAUGGAACCCAUCGCACUUGCAAUAACUCGCAAGCUUACCAACAAGUCAUUUAUUAAGGAUAAUAUGGAGAUUGCAAACACAAUGUACGUAUACAAUACUGCCGAUAUUCCCAGUACUCAUCGCGCUUACAUUAACAGUACGGAGAAGUGCGCUACUAAAUAUGCCGAAUAUAUCAUUGCUGCCUGCCAGGAUUUCAUGCCGCAGCUCAUCGCAUUAUACAUAGUAGAUGAAAUACCGGACGUCAACGGUUACGUCCCUGAGAACAAAAUGACAUUCAAGGUAUCUAUAAACAACGACCCCAAGUUGGCUGCCACUGUACUAGAGACCAUCAUUCAGCUAGUUGACUACACGAAAAACUACAGCGUGUUGCCGAAAACUAAGGAGCUCAUAUUGAAAACUCGUAAAGCUAUGGUUGCUACGAUUUACAAAGAUGAAAUUAAGAAACAGCAGGAAGAAGCCAGGGAAGAGGCUCGGGAGGAAGAUCCUGCAGCUAGGGAAGAGAGGCUGAAGAAAUUGGAAAAGAAGUCUAUGUCCCGACCAAAACGGCGGGUUACGGGUGUAGACGUCCCAGAGGGGCUUAAGCAAAACAUAGAGCACCUUAAGCAACUGCACGAGAAGGGGUGUACGAUAAACGCCAACAUAGAGCAGUCCGUGGAAUUCAAAAACCCAUAUCUAUUAGAGGCAAUCUUCAAUAUCAAGGAAUAUUCAUCAAACUACAGUAAACACAUCUAUGAUCCGGAUUACUAUGAGGCGCUAGUCAAUCAACCUGACCCGGAUGAUGAUCUAGUAAAUGAAAUUCAGCCAGACGAAAGUCCAACCAAGGAAAAUGAGCCAAAACAGGGAAGAACGCGUCGGGGCCGCUCGGGGUGGUCUCCGGAAACAGAAGGCAGAACAUAA
This is a messenger RNA of Babesia sp. Xinjiang, 1518 nucleotides long. RefSeq lists its product as uncharacterized. Gene Ontology annotation, cellular component: endoplasmic reticulum. Gene Ontology annotation, molecular function: calcium ion binding. The transcript is spliced from 7 exons. Gene Ontology annotation, biological process: regulation of DNA-templated transcription; endoplasmic reticulum calcium ion homeostasis. Bases 1 to 1518 code for a protein of 505 amino acids. The record is from RefSeq and is a predicted model, not a curated record. NCBI's taxonomy places the organism in Eukaryota, Apicomplexa, Aconoidasida, Piroplasmida, Babesiidae.